Ascoidea rubescens DSM 1968 is the source of this 1549-nucleotide messenger RNA. Its product is annotated as TauD/TfdA dioxygenase family protein. The transcript has a single exon. Bases 119 to 1237 code for a protein of 372 amino acids. The record is from RefSeq and is a predicted model, not a curated record. Gene Ontology annotation, molecular function: oxidoreductase activity. Lineage: Eukaryota; Fungi; Ascomycota; Saccharomycetes; Ascoideales; Ascoideaceae.
UAUAUAAGCAGCGUGGUUUCGUUGUCGAAUAUUCCUGUACUGCUAUUCAAUUGCCACACUGUUCAACUAUCCAUCGAACUUCUCGAGAACAACAAGCAUCUGCACAAUCUCAUCGACUAUGUCCUUAGCUGCCACUCCCCUAGACAAUGCUCCAUUUGGCGCUGUUAUUCGCUUACCUGAAGGUGUUACCGAUCCUUCAAAGUUGAGUCCAGACGACUUCAAGUUGUUGGAGAAGGCCUUGCAUACCUACUUGGUUGUUGUUAUUCCCAAUCAGAAGGAUCUAUCUCCCAAAUCCCAAUUCGAAUUGACCACCAUGUUCGACGAAACAUGCAAUAAGACCAGUCAAAGCUAUGGUCAUGGCAAAACUUUUAGACAUGAAGACUCGGUUUUGAAGAAAGAUGGUACAACAGUCCCCAGCCAACCACAGGUUCAGGUCAUUGGCAAUGGCUAUUGGUCUGACCACCAUGGGUUGGACAAUUUCAAAUUGACCCAGCCAUCUCAAAGAACUUUUCACCAUAAAACUUUAACAGCCAAUGAGUUGGAAAAUAAUCAGACAAGAUUUUAUAGAUGGCAUAUUGAUUCUGCUUUGUAUGAACUAUCUCCUCCAAAAUGCACCACUUUAUUGGGUAUCCAUGUUCCUAAUUCUGAUGAAAAGCAAAAGAUUAUUUACGAGGAUACAAACGAGGUGUUGGAAUUGACUAAAGGCGCAACUGCAUUUUUGAGUGGUAAAACUGCAUUUGAUUCAUUAUCUCCUGAAGACAAAGAGUUGGCGUUAAAUACAACUGUUGUAUAUGCUCCUCACCCAUACAUUUUUAUUUCUCCCGCCAGGGCCACAUCUGAUGGUAUCACCAUGGUCAGUGAAAAUAAAGAAAGAUCCUUUGGUGAUUUACCCCCAUGGGAGGAAUCAAAAGUGAAAAAAUUGCCCAUGGUAUGGACCAAUCCCACAACCGGCAAACAACACUUACAAUUCCAUGGCUGCUGUGCUUAUAAAUUGAUCAACAACAAAACUGGUAAGGAGACCCCAUUGGAAGAAACAAGAGAUUUAUUGCAAAGACUCUAUAGACCAGCUAUCUCUCCCGAAAACAUAUACUGUCACUCUUGGAAAGAAGGCGAUUUGGUUAUUUUCUAUAACAGAGGUGUCUCCCACUCAGUAACUGGUGAAUUUGCUGAAAAAGAUAAGAGAUUAAUGCAUCAAUGCAAUAUUGCUUCCGGUGAAGACCCAGUCUGCGUUAAAUAAGCAACGAAAAGUCACCAAGCCUUCCAAUUUCCUGUGUUCUAUCCAAUCUGCCGAUUUCUUAUUUCCUAUUCUUCUCUUAUAUUCUUAUAUAUACACAUUUAUAAUAUAAUUUAACGUAACAUGGCGUGGCAUGGAAUACCAAAUACCAACCCAUUGCUCAUUGUAUCUGUACCAAACUAAUUUUGUUCUUCUCUCGCUGGUUUUACUUCCCAUUUCCAUCCAUUUCCAUCCAUUUCCAACGCUCACCCCAGAUCUGGCUUCGCGUGCUAUCGCCCACAACUUCGAUAAAACUGGAAGAAAAGCCCCCAUUGG